UCGUCCUUAGCUAGGCCUCCAUUAAAAAUCCCUCUCCAUCGUUGUUUUUUAUCACUCUCCCAAUCCCAAAGUAAAGAUGAUCAGCUUCCUCAAAUUCCUCUCUGUUGUGGCUUAUCAGCUUUUCUCAACACAAGCAAUUACAACGAUCGACAUCCGAAACAAUUGCCCUUUUACCGUAUGGGCAGCAGCAAUCCCUGGUGGCGGCCGACGUCUCGACUACGGUGGAAAAUGGAGACUCCAACCUUCAAACGGUCCAAUUGCAAAACGUAUCUGGGGCCGAACCAAUUGCAAUUUUGACGCAUCUGGGCGUGGUCAAUGUCAAACCGGCGAUUGCAAUGGAGUCCUCGAAUGUCAAGAUUUUGGCACACCCCCAAACACUCUGGCUGAAUACAGCCUAAAGCAGUUUAACAAUCUUGAUUUCUUCGACAUAUCUCUUGUAGACGGUUUCAAUGUUCCAAUGGAAUUUAGUCCAACAUCUGGUAAUUGUUCUGUUAAGAUCAGCUGCACUGCCGACAUCAUAGGACAGUGUCCGAAUGAAUUAAGGAUUCCUGGAGGUUGUAAUAAUCCUUGUACUGUUUUCAAUACUAACGAAUAUUGUUGCACAUCUGGUGGCGAUUGUGGUCCAACCCAGUAUUCCAAGUUCUUUAAGGAUAGAUGUUCAACUUCUUACAGUUACCCUAAAGAUGAUGAUUCAACUAGUACCUUCACUUGUCCGAAUGGAACCAAUUACAGAGUGGUUUUCUGUCCAUAAAUUAAAUGGAUGGAGCAUUUUUUUCCUUAAUUGAUGUAUCUUAGGACGUUUGAAAUCUCUAUAUUGUUUGGUUGAUGUCAUAAUCGCUGCUAUUUCUUAAGCUGAAAUUUCAAAUAUUUCACAACAUUCAUUGAAAAUGAAAAGAAUAGGUAUAUUAUUCUGUAACCAAUAUUUUUCUUUUGCAUAGGAUGUCCACUGAAAGGAUUUUUGUAACCAAUUGAGUGAUGGAGUAAUAUACUUGUGUACCGCAGAACCAUGCGCUUGUUUUCUAAUGUUGUAACUUUCACUUGCAA
Molecule: messenger RNA, 1044 nt
Organism: Nicotiana attenuata
Lineage: Eukaryota; Viridiplantae; Streptophyta; Magnoliopsida; Solanales; Solanaceae
Product: thaumatin-like protein
Exons: 1
Coding region: 77-751 (224 amino acids)
Biological process (GO): defense response
Cellular component (GO): extracellular region
Source: RefSeq, a predicted model, not a curated record